CGCACAUUUUCUUAUAAUCUUACUAGUACGGAGUAUUAAUUACUACCGAGUAGAAUGUGAAAUUAUUUGACCCACACAGGUACAAAUUGUGAAUUCAAUAAAGUACCCGCACAGGUAGCUCAGUUAGUCGAGUGGUGGGAAAAUUGGACGAAGUGACCAAUGUUCGAAACUCACAGCAGCCGUGUGAAGGUUACAGAAUCCGAAAUAAAAUUAGAUCUCUGGUGCGCACGUGUAUAAGAUCUACCGUCACUUUGUUGUCGGAUUAGGGUAGGGCUAAUGGGGUAGGAGAUUCCACCAUCAAUGUGAAUUCAAUAAAGUUAACACGCGUUUCGCUUUGAAAUUGGGACAGCAUUAUUCAAUGUCAAGAAUUGUUGACAUCUACCAACUUGAUUGAGAGUCGGAGAUGUAAAUAUCUAAUCAUAUACCCCUAAAUUAUGAGGCUCCAACUUAACGAGUUAACGUAACGUCACCUGUGACAAUAGAAUGAAAGAUGAACCCGCACCGGUAGCUUUGUUGAUCCAGAGGUGAGAGAUUUGAAAUAAUGGAUCAAGGUUCGAAUCCCGCAGCGAUCGGGUGGAGGUCAUAGAACCUGAAAUAAGGCUGAACCUCUGAUGCUCAUGGGUGUAUAGGCUACUGUUAUUCUUCUGACUGAGUCACCGUGACUAACCUCCCCACCAUCCUGUCAGGUCAGGAUGAGGGCUCCUAGGGUGGGAGAUUCCACCUUUUUGAACAAUAGAAUGAAAGAUAAUUGGUCUUCCUCCAAGUACUCCAUGCGGCAUUAUUUAAAGACCAUUACAAACAUAGACACUCACUCAAUAUUGAAAAGAAUAUCAUAUCCCCAUGGCCAUACAUCAAACAGUCACCGUAUUGGACCAAAUUGCAGUUUCUCCACCGCCGGAAACAACCGCCGAAAUAUCCAUUCCCCUAACAUUUAUUGACGUGGUAUGGCUAGUAACGGCACCGGUGCAUCGGCUCAUAUUUUAUCACCACCCCAUAUCAAGAACCGACUUCGUAGAUUCUCUAAUUCCUAGGAUGAAAGAUUCCUUAUCCCAAACUCUCCGACACUAUAGUCCCUUAGCAGGUAGAGUGAUUGUCUCACCAGACAAAACAAGCAUUCCGGAAAUUCGUUAUGUGGAGGGCGACACCAUUCCGUUGGUCAUCGCGGAGUUUGACUCAACGAACUCCAACGAUUUUAGCCAGCUAGUGUCAAACGAUGCAAGAAGUUCAAUGGAUUUGAACCCACUAAUUCCAAGACUACUCCCGUGUUCACGAGCACCGGAUGGCUCACUCGCAAUCCCAUUGUUCGCAUUACAAGUGACGCUAUUUCCCGAUGUCGGGAUAUGCAUAGGUGUGACCAACCACCACACAACGGGUGAUGGGAGUAGCAUCUUCCAGUUCAUGAAGGCUUGGGCUUUCUUUUCUAGCCACCGUGAAGACGACAAGGGCAAGAUUUCAUUAUCAUUGCCAUCUCGGUAUUUGCCGGUUCACGACAGAACACUAUUCAAAGAUCCCAAAGGAUCCGGACUAGCAAAGGUUUAUUGGGACUUGGUGAAAACCAUCAACAUUGAGGAAUCACAUAAUGGCUAUCGCCUUCCACUUGUCACCGACAAGGUCCGGUCUACAUUUGUGGUCACACGAGACGACAUUCAACGACUUAAGAAUCGCGUACUCGCUCGAAGUCCCAAACUAGUACACGUCUCGUCAUUCACGGUGACUUGUUCAUAUGUAUGGAGUUGCCUAGUUAGAUCAAGAAAUGUGAUAAACAAGGAAGACAAAGAAGAGGAAAUGGAGAAUUUUUUGUGCCUGGCCAAUUGCCGGGCGCGUUUGGACCCUCCCUUGCCUACAAACUACUUCGGCAAUUGUGUGGUGCCAUGUUUGGGAAGCACGAGCACGAAAAGCCUAAUGGAGGAUGAAGGCUUUGUGAAGGCGGCGGAGGCGAUCGGGGAGGGAAUUCGUAGCCAAUUAUACAAUGAUGAUAAGGAUGGAGUGCUGAGAGGCGCCGGUGACUGGCUGGCGGUUAUGGCCAAGAUGAGGGUGUGUAUGAGCCUGGCUGGGUCGCCCAAGUUUGACUAUUAUGAGCUGGAUUUCGGGUGGGGGAAGCCUGAAAAGUUUGACAUUCCUUCUAUUGAUCUAACCGGAGCCACUUCUGUUGGUGCGGCUAAGGAUCACGAAGGUGGGCUGGAGGUGGGUUUGGCAUUGUCUUGUGAACAAAUGGAAUCUUUUGCUAGAAUUUUCUCUGAGGGGUUGAAAGCUUUAUGAAGCUUUGGGCUGCUUUUGUUUACAUCACUACACUGAUUUUUCACGACUAAUAAUAAUGGUAAUUUAAUCAUUUAUUUCUUUACGCGCCUAGGCCCCACCUAUUAGAACACGGCUUGCCACUAAUAAUUUUGGAAUAAACUUUGAUGCUUUCUAGUAUGUGCGGAGUAUUAAAUUAUUGGAAAAGUUUCAAAAUAAGACUUCUCCAUCCCUUAUCUUCUUCCCCAUCCAUUUUCUUGCAUCUGCCAUCACAACUUCUAAUCUCAUGCCUCCAUUUUUUCUUCUCUUCUAUAAUACCUUUAAUUUCAUUCUAGCAAUCUCGAUUUUCUUCAUCUUCGUCGAUUUUCAGUGAUAUGAGCAUGAAUUUUCUCUUCAUUUUCGGCCAUCAGUGAGCUGCGAGGACGGCGAGCGGCGGCGAAUGGUGAGUGGCCACUGGUGGACGGCAACCAGGUACCAUUAAACAGUAGAAAGAGUAAAUGGUGAUGGGACUUUUUGAAUCUUCAGUGUACGGAGUAGUAUAAAAGCAGUAUGGAUCAAAUCCAGUCAGCCUGUCUUGAGGCAUGCGUACACGUAUCUCAAGAAAAAAUAAGUAGUGUUAAAUCUGAAAAAUAGAAAAAAAAAUAUCAGCUCACUAAUUCAGCCAGCCUGUCCCUUGGGACAGGUGAACCUUCUUUAGGAAGGUUUGUCCAUUUUUUUCUAUAAAUACUAGAAACCUCAUUUUUUCACCACUCCAACCUUUUAUUUCUCUUUCACUUGAUGUUUUGAAUUUGCAAGAAAAAAUAUCACCGGUAUAUAUGUAUGUGUACAUGUGUGUUAGUGUUAGUACUAUAUAUUCGAUAGAAGGCGUUCUUUUGUGGAUGAGAAUGGAAUAAAAGUCUAGAGGUAGAUGCAUGGUCUCUCCAUAACCAAUCCCUAAUGAAAACUUGUGGUUCAUGCAAAAAGAGAUUUAAGACUUAUCUCCUUCUCAUUUUUAUAUGUACUAAUUCAAUGAAGGGAUUGCAUUUCAACUUCAUAUACACAACAUUUUUUUUAUGAAGAACAUAAAAAAUUUACGAAAAAACAGAGUGCUUUGAGCUUGGGUUUAUAUAUGCAUUCUAUGUUUUGUAUUCCUAUAUAGACACACACAGUUGAUUGGCUAAUAGAGUUCAUAUUUUAAAAAUACUAAAGCUUGGCUUGGUUGAGGAAACGGUUUGAAGUAAACGUCGAUUUCUAUCACAUAGUAGUUUAGACAUGUCAUAUUAGAAUGAGACUAUUUUUAAAGGCAACAUCAAUAUAAGUGAUGUGAGGUAAUCAACAAUAUGAUUGUUUUGUGCAAGUGUAGGUAAGAGAUUUAGUAUAGUUUGAACACCUGCAGAAAAGAUCAAACAUGAGAUCUUUGUAAAAUUGUAUUUAUGUACUUCCAUUUUACUACUUAAAUAUAUAUUUCUUGUAUUAAAUUAGAAAGCAUUGCUCUUACCUCAAAUAUUGUGUGCUUGAGUAUUUGUUAACCUGAAGGGGUUACAUGUUAGAGGGAAAUGCUACAUUGAUAUCAGUUCAAUUUCCUACAGAAAUUGAAAAGGGUAGGACAAAAAUAAGGUAGUUGGUUCAGGUUAGACAUACUCCAAUAGUACAAUUGCUAUGUCUAAGUCAUGUGUAAAAGUAUCAGUUUUUUAGACACAAAAAGAUGCAUUCAAAUACAAUGUGAUCCGUAAUACUCAUAUGACCUUUGGAGUUCAUGUUUCGAAGCACAAAAGAAAGCUUCUCUAAGUUUUGAUUGAGAACCUCAUUUUAGGUGCGCAAUUUCAUUGAAGGCAUUGUUUAGAAUGUCAAAUGUACCAUUGUCCUUCAAUGGAGGUUUUAGUAAUUGAUUACCUAAGACAGAUUAUAUUACAUAUGGAGUAUUAUAUUUCAUAUCAUGCCUCCAAUACAAGUGUAAUUAAAAACCUCACCAUUCGGAAUAUCAUUUAACUUUUAUUUUGUGUUACAUUGUUAAGAAAAGUUAUUUAGUAAGAAAAUUACCUUUCUUAGAUGAAAGAGCUGGGGUUUGAUAUAGGAUAUAAGCGUCGUGAGAGUUUUAGAGCAUUAUUUUUAAGACAAUGUAUUUGUAGGUCGUACAAGUCAAUCUUCUAUUAAAACAAACUCAUAGAAGGUAUGGUACAUGUAGAAUUGAUGUCUUCAUACAACGGUCUAAUAUCUUCUUAACAAAAUAUAUUAGAAAAACAAUCUAAAAUACACGUUUGAAAAUAAUACUCCAUAGUUUAUAACAUGAGGUAUAACAACAUAUAUAUAAUUUAAUGGUAUGGACUCUAACCAUAUGAUUAAAUCAAAUAUUUGUCAUAUUAAAAAACUAUUUAUGAAUAAGUCUAAAAUAGAACGGAGUAGUUGAAAGAUUUAAAUUCAAAAUUUGGAAAUUAAAAACAAUAAACAUAAUUGUUACAAAAAAACUAGAGGUUUGAAUUAAGGGUGAAAAAAAUAAUUGCCCCGAGGGUUUGUUUCGCAGCAACGCCUUUCAGAUAGGGUUUCGUAUAGGAAAUUUCACAUGCAUCUUUGUACAAGUCGUAAAGUAGAUUACUAAAAAUUUUAGUUUAAAAUUCAAAUAAAUGAACCCAAAAUUGUAGAUUUGGAUGGAUUGUACCUUUAAACACAAUAUUACACCCUUUCUCUGAGAAGCUUCAAGGAGAUCGUAGUCGCUUUCCCAUAUCAAAUAUCACCUUCCGGCCUUGGUCAACGAUUAACACGGUUGUAAUUGAAUGGUAUAUAAGGACUCCAGAGAGGCACGAGUAGUACAGUUUAGGGAGACGGGUUUAGAGGAAUAUGUUGUGAGAUCACGGUCUUCUACGUAUUGGGAUCGAGAUGGCCGGAGUUUACCAUGGAUGGAGGAGAUCUGAAGAUGUUGGUUGUUUGAAGAUCGUUAGCGGUGAAGAUGUACGAAAGGUCUGGAUGGGUUGUAGACAGUAGAGGCUCAAAAAGCGGCAGCUUACCAAAACCUACAUGAAGCAACAUAUAUAGGGAUGAGUAUUGUUACACUCUCUUAGCAGGAGUACUACGUAUCUAGCAGCCCUCAUUUCUAACAUUUACAAUUGUGUAAUAUAGUGGAUGGAUUGAUCAUUUGGAUUGUUUCUUUAACAAAUCAAAAUUAUGUGUUUGCAAAAUUUAAAGGGCUGAUUAGAUGCCCAAUUUCAUAAUAUGUACACUGUUAUUAAUAAACUCAAUGAUACAAUUAGGAAGCGUUUAAUUACACUGAAAUUUUCUGGUCUCA
Molecule: messenger RNA, 5494 nt
Organism: Cuscuta europaea
Lineage: Eukaryota; Viridiplantae; Streptophyta; Magnoliopsida; Solanales; Convolvulaceae
Source: the annotation of a GenBank genome assembly